Tupaia belangeri chinensis (Chinese tree shrew) is the source of this 3069-nucleotide messenger RNA. It is a transcript of the gene PARP9, whose product is annotated as poly(ADP-ribose) polymerase family member 9. The transcript has 12 exons. Gene Ontology annotation, molecular function: NAD+ poly-ADP-ribosyltransferase activity; transcription corepressor activity; ubiquitin-like protein ligase binding. Gene Ontology annotation, biological process: positive regulation of type II interferon-mediated signaling pathway; negative regulation of gene expression; protein poly-ADP-ribosylation. Bases 214 to 2658 code for a protein of 814 amino acids. Gene Ontology annotation, cellular component: nucleus; cytoplasm. Lineage: Eukaryota; Metazoa; Chordata; Mammalia; Scandentia; Tupaiidae. The record is from RefSeq and is a predicted model, not a curated record.
GCUGGAGGAGGUGGGUUUCUCCCAUCUCUGGUGUCCCUUCUGCGGGAUCUGGCGGGGGUCCUGGGGCCUGCCAUCCCCCGGAAUCUGUCCCCUUGAUGUAUUGAUUCCGGUGUGAAGUGACCUAGUAGACCACCAAACCUGGGAAAACAGCUUGUGCUUCAGAACCACAAAGAGAGCCUAAACGUUUAAAGACCCUCCCCAGGGACCUGGAGGAUGAGCUUUCCCAUGGGUGCUGGAGCAGCAGCGUACAAUGAAAAAACAGAGACUGACACGUUCAGAGAAAACUAUAGUUGGAAAAUUCCUAUUACUCACAAUGACUUCAAAAUUUUAAAAAAUAAUGAAAGUCAGCUGAAUGAAGUCCUUCGGCUUAAGUUUAACUGUGUCUCUACCCUGGUCACCCUAACUCUGGAAGGUAACAGAAAGUCUCUGCAGGCCUACAGAAAGAUGCUGAGUCCUGGGCUAGAGUUAUCUGUGUGGAAAGAUGACCUCACCAGACAUGCUGUUGAUGCUGUGGUGAAUGCAGCCAAUGAAGACCUUCUGCAUGGGGGAGGCCUGGCCCUGGCCCUAGUGAAAGCUGGUGGCCCUAAAAUCCAAGAAGAGAGCAGAAAAUUUGUUGCCCAAUAUGGUAGAAUAUCAGCUGGUAACAUAGGUGUCACUGGAGCUGGGAUGCUUCCCUGCAAAAUGAUUAUCCAUGCUGUCGGGCCUCGGUGGUUGUCAACUGAACAUCAGAGAUGCAUUAGUGAGCUGCAAUGUGCCAUUAUGAAUGUACUGAACUAUGUUAUCUUUGGAAAUGUGAGCAUUGAGACAGUAGCAAUUCCAGCCCUGAGCUCCGGAAUUUUCCAGUUCCCUCUGAAUUUGUGCACACGGGUCAUUGUAGAAACAAUCUGGUCUUAUUUCCAAGAAAGGCAAGGAGUCAGUAAAUUGAAAGAAAUUCACCUGGUGAGCAAUGAGGACCCUACUGUUGCUGCCUUUAAAGAUGCUUCAGAAUUACUUUUAGGACCGACAGAGCAGGUCCUCCAGAUGAGUCGAGAAGCCAUCCCUCCUUCCAACAUGAUAGUCAUAAACAACCUAACUCUCCAGGUUCUUCAGGAUCACAUUGAAUGGCAGAAAACAGAUAUGAUUGUUAAUUCUGUAAGCCCAUAUAGUCUUAGAAUUGGACCUGUGUCGAAGUCAAUUCUACAACAUGCAGGACCUGAAAUGGAAUGGGAAUUUGAACAAAAAACUAAAUGGCUUCACGGUUCCCCACCAGUAGUAGUCACAAAAGGAUAUAAGUUGUCCUGCCAGUACAUAUGCCAUGUAAUAUGGCAUACAUCAUAUGCUCCCGAUCAGAUAUUGAAAAAUGCAGUGGGGGAGUGUUUGAAGAAAUGCAUCGAGCUAAACAAAACUUCUAUUUCCUUUCCUGCCCUUGGGACCGGAAACAUUAAUAUGAGGAAAGAUAAAGCAGUGGAGAUUAUGUUUGAAGAAGUUUUAAAAUUUGCCAAAGACUGUGCAGAAAAAAAGCUAAUAGUAAAUUUUGUGAUCUUUCCAGAAGAAAUAGAGACGUAUAAGGUUUUCAUAGCUGAAAUGGAAAAGGCCAAGAAAUGGAGUCUCAGCAAUUAUAGUGUCCUCCCAUCCAGAGAAGAGAGAGGAGAAAACGGUUUUGAAGCUAGUUCUUCUGUCAUCAAUCUAAUGGGAUACAAAAACGAAGAGAUGUGUGAGGCCAAACUGUGGAUUGAAAGGCUACUGACCCUCCGGGACCACCACAUCAUUGAGAAUAAUCAUAUUCUCUACCUCGGGGGAAAAGAACAUGACAUGUUGUCUCAGCUUCAGAAAACCUCAAGUGUCUCCAUCUCAGAGAUUAUCAGUCCAGGAAAGGCACAUUUAGAGAUUAAAGGAGCCCAGCCUGAUCUCAUUGAGGUGGUUCUGAACAUUGAACAAAUGCUAUGUGAGGUUCAGGAGGAAGUAGCAAGAAAAAAGGAGCGAGGCCUUUGGAGCCUGUCAGGACAGUGUACUGAUAAGAAUGAAAUGAAAGAAAGUAUCACAUUUAAGAAAUAUCCAGUACCUUCAACUCAGAAGCUUCAGGAUCAAAAGAAACAGUUUGAAAAAUGUGGUUUGCAUGUUAUGAAGGUGGAGAAGAUAGACAAUGCAGUUCUCAUGGCUGCCUUCCAAAGAAAGAAGAAAAUGAUGGAAGAGCAAUCACAUAAGGCACCUGUGAGCUGCAGAUUAUUCCAGCAAGUCCCACACCAGUUCUGCAAUGGGAUAUGCAAAGUUGGCUUUCAAAGAAUAUACUCAGUGCCCUGCGACCCAAAAUAUGGAGCUGGCAUAUACUUCACCAAGAACCUCAAAAACCUAGCUGACAAGGUCAAGAAAACCUCCACCACAGAUAGGCUGAUCUACGUGUUUGAGGCGGAAGUACUUACAGGCUCCUUCUGUCAGGGUCAGCAGUCAAAUAUUGUCCCCCCACCACUGAAUCCUGGAGCCAUAGAGAAUCAUGACAGUGUGGUUGACAGUGUCUCCAACCCUGAAACCUUUGUUAUUUUCAAUAGCACGCAGGCUAUACCCCAGUAUUUGUGGAUUUGCACCCAGGGUGAUUCUCAAGAUUACUCCUCAGGUCUGAUCACUCUCUCUUCACAAUCACCUUGGGGUCCCAAACUGUCAAGUGGCAGCUCUGUUGACUAACCUCCACAUCACUUUAACAACUGGUAUGGCCUUUCCUUGGGUGAACUAACCAAAUAAUGGCUAUCACUGAUGCAAAAAGUGGUUUGAAUUUGUCAAAUGAGUUACCCAUUUGGACUGACAGUGUUAUUAAGGCAACAGCCACAUAGUAGAACCUUAGUGCCUUCAUCUUUAUAUUUUGGGUUGGGGUGGGCAGAUACCAAUUCUUUCUCUUUGCAGUUAUUCUUUCAUCUUCACUAUAGGUGACAUCAAAAAUGCUUUACAUGUAAUGAAGAGAUUUUUCUAGUAUAUAACCAAAACUUUUAUCUUCUAAAGUGAUGAUAAUGUAAAAUAUUAAGGCAGCAGAAUUAUUUAGAUUUUCCAGAAACCCUUAUGAAGUGCUUUAGAUAUCAGAAUAAAUCAUCUUUGUCUGAG